Salvia hispanica is the source of this 1404-nucleotide messenger RNA. Its product is annotated as serine carboxypeptidase-like. Gene Ontology annotation, cellular component: vacuole. Gene Ontology annotation, molecular function: serine-type carboxypeptidase activity. The record is from RefSeq and is a predicted model, not a curated record. Gene Ontology annotation, biological process: proteolysis. NCBI's taxonomy places the organism in Eukaryota, Viridiplantae, Streptophyta, Magnoliopsida, Lamiales, Lamiaceae.
UUCCAGUUCCCGGCUAUGCAGGCGGAGAAACUCAUCAAAUCACUCAAUUUGUUCCCCAAGCACGGUGCUAACAUUCGCUCCCGCAGCGAGAGCGAUCUCGCGUCGCCGAUCGUGGAGAAGCCGGUGAGGUUCCCUUUCCUGGCUGACUCGGAGCCUUCCGUCGUCACGGAUUUGGGGCACCAUGCUGGUUAUUAUAGACUCCCUCACACUAUCGAUGCAAGGAUGUUCUAUUUUUUCUUCGAGUCGAGAAGCAGUAAGGCGGAUCCGGUUGUUAUAUGGCUGACCGGAGGGCCGGGAUGCAGCAGUGAGCUGGCUUUGUUUUAUGAAAAUGGGCCAUUCCACAUAACUAGCAACUUGUCCUUAGCAUGGAAUGAUUUUGGAUGGGAUAAGGUAUCGAAUCUUAUAUACGUCGACCAACCAACCGGAACCGGUUUCAGCUACAGCUCUGACUACACAGACAUCAGGCACAACGAGGAGGGUAUUAGCAACGAUCUAUACGACUUCUUGCAGGCAUUCUUCAAGGAACAUCCUCAGUUUAAGAACAACGACUUUUACAUUACCGGUGAGUCGUAUGCUGGCCACUACAUUCCUGCUUUCGCUGCUCGCGUACAUCAAGGGAACAAAGACAAGCAAGGGCUUCCCAUUAAUCUCAAGGGCUUUGCCAUUGGCAACGGGCUCACAAACCCCGGGAUACAGUACAAAGCGUACACUGACUACGCACUGGACAUGAAGCUGAUCCAGCAAUCGGAUUACGACCGGCUGGCGAAGCCUGUCUCGGAUUGUGAAAAUGCAGCCAAGCUCUGUGGCGCAGAGGGUGGGCAGCCUUGCUUAACGGCCUACAGUUACUGCAACCCCAUCUUCGACAGAAUAGUGAACCUCAUCGGCGGUAAAAAUUACUACGACAUAAGGAAGCAGUGUGAAGGUGACCUCUGCUACGACUUCUCCAACGUGGAGGAGUUCUUGAAGCUCGGAUCAGUGAGGGACGCUCUUGGUGUCGGGGACACAGAGUUCGUGUCGUGCAGCUCCACAGUGUACGAUGCUCUGGUGGCGGACUGGAUGAGGAAUCUUGAAGUCGGAAUCCCUGCGAUGUUGGAGGAUGGGAUCAAGCUACUUGUGUAUGCCGGAGAGUAUGAUCUCAUAUGCAAUUGGCUAGGGAACUCGAGAUGGGUGCAUGCCAUGGAGUGGUCCGGACAGAAGCAGUUUGCAGCGGCUGCCACCGUGCCUUUCUCAGUGGACGGGGCUGAGGCCGGGCAGCAGAAGGGGUUCGGGCCACUCACGUUCCUCAAGGUGCGCGACGCGGGCCACCUGGUUCCGAUGGAUCAACCAAAGGCAGCUUUGGAAAUGCUGAGGAGGUGGAUGCAGGGGAAUCUAACACAACUUGCUUAUACAGAACAAAUAUUGUAA